Messenger RNA from Symbiodinium sp. CCMP2456, 1860 nucleotides. The record is from the annotation of a GenBank genome assembly. NCBI's taxonomy places the organism in Eukaryota, Dinophyceae, Suessiales, Symbiodiniaceae.
AUGGCGACGCAUGGCGCUCGAAGUCACCCAGGAGGAUGUCACCGAGGCGGCGUUCAGGCAACCGGAAUGGAGGCAAGGGUGCAGGCAAAGGCGAGGCGAAAGGCCCACUGCCUGCUCAAGCCGCCGGCCCCGGCACGUGUGCCAAACAGGGUGCCGAAGGUCGAGGCGCCUGCAGCUUCGGCGCUGCCGGCGGCGCCGAAUGUGCCCGCAAUCCUGCUGCCAAAGGGCAGUGCUGGAUCCAGUACGGGCACAGCGGAGCACUCGAUCAUCCAGGCCUUCAUGGAGCAGUGCGCCAAGCAGGAGAACCUGUCCGACGAGCUGCGCGAGCUCAUGGCCAGGGUGGGGGGCUCCAACGUGCAGCAGGAAACCAAGGAGCUCCACCGACUUGUCAAGAACAGGUCGGAGGCCUGUGCAGCUUUGAAUCAGAUCCAAUCGGACCGGGUCUCUUUCGAGGCUGCAUGGGCGAGUUACACCCAGUCGCUGGUUACGCUGCUGCAGGAGCAGUUGGCCAAGCGACAAUCGACGCUCGAGGAGUUGGACAAAGCCCAAUCCGAGUGGACAAACAAGCUGCGCGAGGUCACGGUGCAGAUCAAGCAGACGACCGGUACCGUGGAACAGGGCGCGGACCUCGAGGAGAUCCGCAGCUCAAGCAGCGAGGAGAUGGAGUGCGUCGUGGCCGAGGAAGCAGAGCGGGAAGCCAAAAGGCUUACCAGACAGCGGGAGAUGACGGAAAGUGUGGCCAUCCAGGACUCGCUCCAGUUCACCCUGGACCGGGGCCACGGCCCCUAUGGGCGGCAGCGCAUUCAAUACACCUUGGUUGCGUGGCACAGUUGGCCGCGGCACUUACUCGCGGAACCAGAAUGGAUGUUGUCCGACUUGGCGGCGUUUGCGGCAGCCUCUCAUGAUGAGCCUUUGCGCAGCAUGCAUGUGCUACAAAGCCCUAUGCCAGGUAUUGCCACGCCGCAAAUGGUCGCGACCUCCGUGGAUGUUGUGGACCCAUGGAGGAUCAUACCAGUAGACCUCAGACCCAUCGGAGGGGACAUCUUCUGCCCCCCCCUAGGCCCUGACAUGCCGGCAGAGGAGGUCUAUGCCAGAAUCCGGCCGUUCGUCACCACGAAUGUCGCGGUGCAGCUGCGUGUUGAAGGCCACGGACCUGUGUACCUGCAAGACCAGACAGGUGCAGUCUAUGAUACCCUUCCCGACACACUGGACAACGUGGAUUGGCUGGCAGUGCGGCCCCUUCACAGGACUGCACAGGCGUCCCCUACCUCUGAGGGCACCACGACAACCACGACUGGUGUCGUGGCUGGGCCGGUCCGUGUUUUGGUCGCUCUUGUGACCGGCGCCCAGACUUUGCGUACCCUGCCUGUCGAGUUGGAAGCCUUUGACGCCGCGGUGGCCCUGACACGGCUUGUCAGCGCAGUGGCGCGGAGCCGCGCUUUGCCUCCUGGGGGUUUUGUGCAGCAACUCGCGGCCUAUCCCUCACAGAGCCCAGACGGUGUCCAAUCCAUCCCUUUUGUCCUGGCGUCGGGGCGACCGGGCCUUGUUGCAGUGGCGGUCGACAUAACCACCUGUGGGCAAGGCAUUUACUCUGUGGAGAUCCCCGAGAACACUUGGGCCGAGGACCUACUUUUACUUGGUCAAUGGCAUCCCCUCGCAAGGCAUGAGGCGACCGCUCAGGACAGGGGACUACUUGCAACUGGUGCCCAAUUCCUGCCGAGGCACUCUCACCGUCUCCCCCGCAACAGUUUGGAUGAGGCGGAUCAGGCAGCUGCGCUUGUGGGCGCUCCCUGUGGCAUUCCCUCCUCUCACCCACGGCCAAGGAGGAAUUACCACAGACCUGGCAGAACACGCAGCUAG